CAAAAACUUACUAAAUGUUGUUCUAUUUUUUUUUUCUAUUUUCAGGCUUUGGAUUCGUAACGUUUCAGAGCGAAGAUGUAGUGGAUAAAGUCUGCGAAAUUCACUUUCACGAAAUCAAUAACAAAAUGGUCGAAUGCAAAAAAGCCCAGCCUAAAGAAGUGAUGCUGCCCGCGAACCUGGCGAAAACGCGCACCGCUGGACGUGGGACAUACGAUUUUAUGUGGUCGCUGGGGACUUUACCUGAUGGUUUCCCAGCAGCCGCCUACGCCGCGUACGCGGCUGGUCGUGGAUUCUCCGGCUACCCGAGCUUCGGACUACCGUACCCCACAGUGGACAUCACAAAUGGACAGCUGACACCAAACAAUAACACCCCGCUGCUAACACAAGCCCUCUCAGUGAUGAACAACUACCAGGCGGCGGCAGCAGCGGCGGCCCAGGGCUUCGGAACGCCAGCCUCCCCGCACACCACCACAGCGGCCCGGACGGCGGCCGGCUUCACCAACACCAACUCACCCGGGCCCACGAUCGACAUGUACAGCUCGAGCGGGGCGGACAGCGUCGGCUACGUCCAGGCCACCAGCCCGCAACCGUCCGGCUUUCCGGCGAUUGCCGUGAGCCGCGCGCCGCUCAACUACAGCCCGGUAGGUGGAUUUUCGGGCCAGCUUAUUCCAGCAGCGUUCACCAACGGCUACCAUUGAAAUAAAUUAAGCAAUAUUAUAUGACCACCAGCAGCAGCAGCAGCAGGAGCAACAACAUCUUCGCUACUACUAUGGAACAACAGCGGGAUCUGAAGGCAGGAAGAAUUGUUUUUAUUUCCGAGUUUGGGUCCGCGUUCGAGGAAGCAACAAGUUUAGCAACAGCACACCAGAAAACCGAUACUAAAUCCUACAACAACAAUCUACCAACAACAGCAGAAAUUGGGAGAGACAUCAGCAUACACAAAUCAUAGAAGAAAUUCUGGAAUGAAGAGAGAAGCGGAAACGAGAACGAUGGAAGCGGAACGACUGAGAGUGUCAGCCUAGCCUAGCCGAACGUAGUUUUUCGAAGGACAGAAGCCUGGGAAAUGGUUGAGAUGAGCUGCUGGAAGUAAAACAGGGUCGAGCUUCGACUUCGAGAGUGUGCGUUUUGAGAUAAGUGUGCAAGUGUCUAGAGCUCUUGCAUUUUGGAUUAAGAAGGAAGACUAGGCGUUUGACAAAGUUGGGGCACGAAGGCUAGAGCAAGCGUUUGAAAGGGUAGAGAUUUUGGAGGAAGGACGUUUUUUCCUGAGAAAAUUAAUGGCAAAUGGUGGAGAUGGUGUUCGGUUUUUGUGUUUUGAAACACUGGUCAAUUUUGGGCCUUUUUGUGAGCGAUUGAAGCUUUGAUGAGCGAGCGAAAAAAAAUAAGUGUGAGUGAGGGAAUCGAAAGCAGAAGGAUUAGAAAACGACGAAAUCAUACAAAUUGUAUUCCCACCAUGUUAGUGAGGAGCGUUCUGAAGUGGGUAGCUCGGUUCAGUUUGCUGGACUGUUGAGCUGGAUUAGAUAGGGCGUGAGAUAAUUUUGAAAAUGUGUGCGUGAGAGCAGGUGCUUAGUAGUUGUUUUUGUUGUUGAAUUUGGAUAAGCGAUGAGCUUAGGCUGACUGGUCAGAGAGAUAGAAAUCAUUAAGCGGAACCAAGUUCAUCUAUGAGUAAUAGGAAGAAAAAAAACGUCAAAACAGGAAAAGACAAUUGAUGAUUCAUAAAUGAGAAAAAUCCCAAACUUUCAAAUGGAAACGGUUAACUAAUACAACAAAAAAAUAGAACAAAGAAGCUCUACCCGAAAACAACCACAUAAACACACAAGGAUAAUAAUGCUAAAUAAGGAAAAUAAUUAUAUUGAAAACAAUUAUACUACCAUACACAUCCGUAUUUUAAAGCAACCAAACCCUACAAACCAGAAUAUGAGAAGAUAAAAAAAAACAUCAAAAAAGUGCAUCAUUGUUUACGCUAUUGUAAAAAAACAACAACAAACAAGGUGAUUUGUUUCGAUAAAACAUAUUUGUUAUUACCUUUAUAUUUACUUAAUUUUAAACUUUAAAAACAAUUAUUAACUACAGUGUAAGCUGUAACGGAUCAAAUGCCGAAAAAAUUCUUUAAUAGUAAGCAAAACAACAACAAACAAAAAAAUACCGAAAAAAUGUUAAGCAACAAAAAAAAAAUUGGGUUUACUCGCCCGAAAAAGAAAUACACACAAAAACACACAAUAAUUAAGCAAAUCUUAUUACGUUUCCGUUUUUUGCUGCAAGCAAAUAUCUUUUGAUGAUAAUAUGAGGAUAAUUUUUUACUAUUGAAAAUAAAUGAAAAAAAAACUGUAAAGAAGGAUCAGAUGAAAGAGAGAUAAACUAGUGGUCUUAGGUAUAUAUAUUUAUUGAUAUGGGCAGAACAGGAAAAGGACAAAAAAUGGAAACCCUUUAAAACAAAUAUAAAGCCAACUUUUUUGCGCCAUAAGCGUUCGUUUUUAGCACCUAUUUCCUGGUUUUUUAAUUGUAUCGUCACACUUACACUGAGACACACUCACAUUUACACAGUUUACGGUGUUUAAUUCGAUUCAGACUGUUGCAGCUCUUACUCUAGGUAACGAAAACAAAAAAAGGAAAAGAUAAAUUAAUUAUUAAACAAAGCAAAACGACAAAAAAAAGUUGUACUAAAUACAAGCAAACUGUGUAACUCGUUUUAAAACGCAAGGCUUAUCUUUCAAUUACCUUACUCGAUUACUCGAUUCGAUUUUCUAACCACUUACAGCACACAAAUAAACAAAUGAAGAAAAAAAAACAACAACAAACAAACAAAAUAGUAAAUGAGAAACUAAAAAACAGUUUUCCCCUCAAUGAAACAGAAUACAAGGAAGCAAAGAGCAAGCUACAACAAAUAGCAAAAACAAACGAAAUAGAAACACAACUCGAAACAUUAGAAUCCCAAAUCCCGGAAAAAGAAAUCCAAAUAAGAGAGCAAAAGUUUAAAACAUUAGAACAUCAACAAACAAAAAAAAAACAAAAACUGUGCGAAAAACAAUUGAGAAAGUUAGAGAUGAAAGGGAGGAAAAAAUGCAAUAAUAAUUGUUACUAAGGAAAACAAAAAAAAACGUAGGGCAUUAAGCGAUGAAACAAAACAAAAACAUACACUAAGAAAAAAAAACACACUCACAUGAGGGAUGAUAGAGCGGAAAAAUAAACAACCUAGUGACGAGCUAGAGAGUUUGUUAAAAAAAAAACAUUUAUCAUCACACACUCAAAGAGAAAACAUAAACACUCACACAUCCAAACAAAAAAAAAAAACACUCUCUCACAAACAUGCGCAACAGGAUAGAAAACAAACAGAACAAAACAAACAAAAAAACAAAAACAAGAUGAGAUGAUCGAAUAGCGACAGAAGUUAUAAACUUUGGAUAUUUUUUACACUUCUAGUGUGGUGGAAAACUAUCCGAGCAAAACAAAAAAAAAAUGCGAAAAGGGAAAAACAACCAAUUUCAAAUGAGAAUGUAAAUUAUUAUAAAUACAUGAAUUAUAUGAAUAAAAGAAGCGUAAUUCAAAGAAAAGAAAAACAAAAAAACUUAGUUAAAUAUAAAUUAUAUUGAAAUUUAAAUUAAAUAAAUAAAAUAAUACAAAUAUUUAAAACAAAUACUAUGAUAAUAAAAUUAUUAUAAAUUAAUUUUUAUCAUUCAAGAAAACAACAAACCAAUUCAUGAACAAAAUGUGGAAAAAAAACUGAAACACACACGAAAAUUACGAGAUAACGCAAAGAAAAAAAAUCCAAAUCCAAUUUAAAUGUGCAGUGAAGGGCAGUUCAGGUCGAAGAUGACGUCGAAGAAGGAGAAAAUACCAGGUUAUUUCAAUUAGUGCGAGGAGUGUGAACCAAAAACAUUCGCAAAACAAACAAACGUACACUUACACACUGAAUGACAACACUCCAAAAGUCGGUAAUAAGAAAUAUUAAUAAUAAAAAGUAAGGCAAAUUGCAGAAAUGGUAAACACAUAAUUUGAAUCUUAACUUUUGGGAAGUCAACCAGCAACAAACAGAAAAAAAAACCAACUCAACCCAACUGGCACUUGGCCACUUGGAUGGUUAAUCACUCUUUUUCAAAUUUUGUCAAAAUUUUGACAAAAUGAACAAAACAAACCAAAACAAUACGCAAUUAUACUGUCAGUUAGGUCUAAAUGGAAUAAAGAAAUGAAAAAAAAAACAAAUUCUAUCACACUCCCAGAACCUUUAACAGAUAAGCAAAUCAAACAAACAGAAUAAGAAAAAAAACAGCUAAGCAAAUCAUUCAUACAACAACCAAUAAGAAAACAAAACAGAAAAAAAUCAGUAUAAGUAAACCAACAAAAAACCAACGUUUGAACAGAUAAGGGUAAACCAAGAUAGCAAGAAAAAAAACCAACCAAAAACAAACUCAUACCAACCAGAUUAUUAUUGUGAAUUAUUAUUACCGAUUGGAGCGAGCAGGAAUGUAAGAAGCAAACCAAACCAUACGAAUCUUAUCUGGGUUGCAGAAAAUGAAGAAAAAAAAAACAGUAAACAAAACCAUUGAUAACGUUUGAAUUUGCCCUGCGCAUUAAACUGAAUAGCAAAAAAAACACAUAACAUCAAAACAGCAACAGAAACAACAACAACAAGAGAAACGAUUAGAAAAAAAAACAAAUAAAAAAAAACAUUUCAAAA
Messenger RNA from Uranotaenia lowii, 4672 nucleotides. Its product is annotated as RNA-binding protein Musashi homolog Rbp6-like. The coding region runs from base 15 to 698 and encodes 227 amino acids. Gene Ontology annotation, molecular function: nucleic acid binding. Gene Ontology annotation, cellular component: cytoplasm. The record is from RefSeq and is a predicted model, not a curated record. The transcript has 7 exons. NCBI's taxonomy places the organism in Eukaryota, Metazoa, Arthropoda, Insecta, Diptera, Culicidae.